Molecule: messenger RNA, 2766 nt
Organism: Anguilla rostrata (American eel)
Lineage: Eukaryota; Metazoa; Chordata; Actinopteri; Anguilliformes; Anguillidae
Gene: lmod3
Product: leiomodin 3 (fetal)
Exons: 3
Coding region: 291-2129 (612 amino acids)
Biological process (GO): muscle contraction; myofibril assembly; actin filament organization
Cellular component (GO): myofibril; striated muscle thin filament; cytoskeleton
Molecular function (GO): tropomyosin binding
Source: RefSeq, a predicted model, not a curated record
AGCUGACUCAAGCUCCUGAAAUAAGAAUAUUUCCUUCUUGCACCAUAAAUACCUUCCGUCCCACCAAACGGGCCCUAAUUUUAGACUGUGCCUGAAGCACAAACAAGCUGGUAGUCCCACCGAAGCCGAUUUAUCAAACUCCGCAAGGCCUGUUGGGCAGCAGGACUGUGUCCACCGCGUUCCAAAAUCUCCGGAUCCCCAGCCGUGCGGUCAGCGAAGCUUUCCUCCUUCACCCUACGCUGAGAAACCCCGGUUGGAGAAAGGCUAGAGGGAAGGUGUCGGCGGCGGACAUGUCGGAUCACAGCGAGCGGGACUGCGGCCUGGAGGACAUCGACGAGGAUGAGCUCCUGGCGAACCUCUCUCCGGAGGAGCUCAGGGAGCUCCAGAGGGAGAUGGAGGUGCUGGCCCCGGACGAGGAGGUGCCCGUUGGAAUGAGGCAGAAGGACCAGACGGAGAAACCGCCCUCCGGCUCCUUCGACCACAGGUCCCUGGUGGAUUACCUGUACUGGGAGAGAGAGUCCAAGCGCAUGCUAGAGGAGGAGAGAGUGCCCACUACUCUGCUACCCAGUCAGAAAAAAAUAGAAGAGGAACUUGAGUAUGAUGGAAGAAAGAAGGAAGAGGAGCUGCUGUAUGACGAGAUGGAAGAAGUUGCGGAAGAGGAAGUAAAAGAGGUGGAGGUAGAAAAAAAGGUGGAAGAAGAACCUAUCAAGAUGGAUCAGGAAUGUGCCCCGGAAUGUCCACCAACAUCUUCAGAGCAGACUGUUCCAGCCACUGUUCCUGCCCAGGAAGCUUUGCCUCCCCCGCCAGAAUUUGCGGAUAUUCCAGAGGAACGAGAGGAGAAGUGUCUGGAACAAAAUGGCACCGGACCAGAAGAAAAUGGUGAUGUACAAACAAGCGUUGCUCAAUCCGAUAUGGCAGCUGGACACCCUGAAUUAGCAUCCGAGGACCUGAAAAAAGAGGAAGUCCAAAAACAAGACACAGAGAAAGAGGGGACUAAAAUAUCCCGGUUAAAAAUUCCAAAAAAGUUGGCACUUGGCAACAACUUCAUCAAGCUGACAGCGAGGCCGUCUGGCAACGAGACGAACUUGGAGAGCACCUUGGACAAGAUCCGCAACAACAACCCCGCCAUCAAAGAUGUCAACCUCAACAACAUAGAGAAUAUUCCCAAGGAAAUGCUGGUUGACUACGUCAACGCCCUGAAGAAGAACAAGCACGUAACGACCUUCAGCAUUGCCAACACCGGUGCCGAUGAGAACAUCGCUUACACGCUCGCCAACAUGCUCAGGGAGAAUCGAAGUAUUACCACCCUCAACAUCGAGUCAAACUUCAUCACGGGGAAGGGCAUCAUUGCCAUCAUGCGCUGCCUGCAGUUCAACGAGACGCUAACCGAGCUGCGCUUCCACAACCAGCGACACAUGCUGGGGCACCAGGCCGAGAUGGAGGUGGCCCGCCUGCUCAAGGCCAACAGCACGCUGCUGAAGAUAGGCUUCCAUUUUGAGCAGCCGGGCCCCAGGAUGGUGGUGACCAACCUGCUGACCAGGAACCUGGACCGGCAGCGGCAGCAGCGGCAGGAGGAGCAGAAGCAGCACCAGCUGAAGGAGCAGAGGGAGCUGCUGGAGAUGUACGAGAGCUCGCUCAACCUUCCGAGGGGGCUGCUGGAGAUGCUGGGGGGGUACCUGCCCCCCAUGGCGUUCGCCCCCCAGGACUCCGGGGAGCCUCCUGAGCAGAGCGCUCCAUCCGCGGACCGCCAGCAGCGCCACGCGCCGCCGAAGGCUCCCGAACAAGAACCUUCGAACGCCUUCAAGGGCGUCCAGCUGAAGAAGACCCCCAGGCGCAAAGACCCCCUGCUGGAGCUGAACCCCAGGGCGGAGAGGAGAGAGGAGAGCGUCCAGCUGAGGAGGACCGCGAGGCAAAAAGCAGCGGCGGACGGAGGCCCGCUGGACGAGAGAGCCGCCCUGAAGGACGUGAUCAAGACUCUGAAGCCGGUCCCCCGCAGACGACAGCCGCCCAAGGUCGACCUCACGCCACGAGACCAGCUCCUCAGCGAGAUCCGGCACAGCAACAUCGCCUACCUGAAAGCGGUACCACUGCCUAAAGAACUGGAAUCCAGCGAGACAGAUCUGUUCUGAAGGAUCGCCAUCAAACAUGUGAACUCACUCAGACUGAUUAAUGCCAAGGCAUGAAGUCACCCAGCACCUGCAGUAGUUGAAGAAUGAGUUAAUCCCCUGUGACCCAGCACCUGCAGUAGUUGAAGAAUUAGUAAAUCCCCUGUGACCCAGCAGCUGCAGUAGAUGAAGAAUUAGUCAACCCCCUGUGACCCAGCACCUGCAGUAGAUGAAGAAUGAGUAAAUCCCCUGUAACCCAGCACCUGAACUAGUUGAAGAAUGAGUGAAUCCCCUGUGACCCAGCACCGGCAGUAGAUGAAGAAUUAGUAAAUCCCCUGUGACCCAGCACCUGCAGUAAACGAAGAAUGAGUAAAUCCCCUGUAACCCAGCACCUGCAGUAGAUGAAGAAUGAGUGAAUCCCCUGUGACCCAGCACUAAUCCCCUGUGCUUUGCAAGAGACUUGAAGGAGUUCACUGGCAAACUCCCGACACCGUGCAAAUAUCAGCAAGGCCAUCAGUCACUCCCCUGUCCUGGAGGGGAGAACAGCUGUUUAAAAUGAAUCUUUAGUGCAGCACCUGUUUUCUCAAUCUCUGUCUGUUAUUUCACGCCUGCCACUUAUUUUUUGUAACUUGUUUAAUGAGUAAAAUUAUGUUUUAAAACA